Messenger RNA from Scatophagus argus, 3849 nucleotides. RefSeq names its product SEC62 homolog, preprotein translocation factor (gene sec62). Lineage: Eukaryota; Metazoa; Chordata; Actinopteri; Scatophagidae. Gene Ontology annotation, cellular component: endoplasmic reticulum membrane; endoplasmic reticulum. The record is from RefSeq and is a predicted model, not a curated record. Bases 75 to 1376 code for a protein of 433 amino acids. Gene Ontology annotation, biological process: post-translational protein targeting to membrane, translocation. The transcript is spliced from 8 exons.
CAGUCUCGCGAUACUACGAGCUUCUAUGCGUGUGCGCUACUUUGCGUACGUCGGAUGAGCUGAGUUGGAGAAUCAUGGCGGAGCGCAGGAGGCACAAGAAACGGAUCCAGGAGGUCAGCGAGCCCACCAAGGAGGAGAAGGCGGUGGCCAAGUACCUCCGAUUCAACUGCCCCACCAAGUCCACAAACAUGAUGGGCCACCGAGUCGAUUACUUUAUUGCCUCCAAGGCAGUGGACUGUCUGCUGGACUCCAAGUGGGCCAAGGCUAAGAAGGGAGAGGAGGCUCUGUUCACCACCAGGGAGUCUGUGUUGGACUACUGCAACAGGCUCCUGAAGAAGCAGUUCUUCCACCGGGCCCUCAAAGUGAUGAAGAAAAAACCAGAGAAAGACAUCAAGAAAGAGAAAGAGAAAGAAGAGAAGAAAGAGAAGGAGAAAGAGAAGACCAAGGGCGACAGCAGCAAAGAGGAAGAGAAAAAAGGGAAGAAGGAAAAAGAGAAGAAGAAAGAGUCUGAGCCUGUUGAAACCAAGAAAGAGAAGAGCGAUGAAAGUCCUGGAACCCCCAAGAAGAAGAAAGAGGUGAAGAAGAAGUUUAAACUGGAGCCGCAUGAGGAUCAGCUGUUCAUUGAUGGAAAUGAGGUGUACGUGUGGAUUUACGAUCCUGUCCAUUUCAAGACGUUUGCCAUGGGACUGAUCCUGGUCAUUGCGGUGAUAGCAGCCACGUUGUUCCCACUGUGGCCAGCAGAAAUGCGUGUAGGAGUUUACUACCUAAGUGUUGCAGCAGGCUGCUUCGUGGCCAGUAUAUUGCUUCUCGCUGUUGCCCGCUGCAUCCUUUUCCUGAUCAUCUGGCUGGUGACGGGCGGGCGCCACCACUUCUGGUUCCUGCCAAACUUGACAGCCGACGUCGGCUUCAUCGACUCGUUCAGGCCGCUCUACACUCACGAGUACAAAGGGCCACGAGCCAGCAACAAGAAGGGCUCUGACAAAACUGACGAGAAGGACGGCGGCUCCUCCACCAAGGCUCAGAAGUCAGACAGCGACGAGAAGUCAGACAGCGAGAAGAAGGACGGCGAUGAUGAGGAGGAGGAGGAAGAGGAAGAGAGCAAAGAGACGGCGCCAGAGGAGAGUAAAGAAGCGGAGGGGGAGGGAACGGAUCGCCACUCGGACACAGACAGCGACCGCCGGGAGGACGAGGGCUCGCAGCACAGCAACGGAAACGACUUUGAGAUGAUCACCAGGGAGGAGCUGGAGCAGCACACGGAGGAGGACGAAGAAGAAGAAGAAGAAGAAGAGGAGGAAGAGGAGGAGGAGGAGGACGAGACGCGACAGAGGAAAGAAGGGGGCGGGAAUGAGACUAAACCCCAGACUGCUGAAACAUAAACUCUUUACAAUCCCAUCACUCUCCACUUUCCUCUCUCUGUCCUUCCCUCCUUUCCUCCUGUGAUCCCAGGACCUGCCAGUCCGGCCUCUCUGAGCCCGCCGAGGCCGAGGAGAGGCUCCAUCUCUUGUUGUUGAGCUCUUCCACUAAACAGUACCGAUAGACACAGCGGUGAAAAGUAAAUGGCUACGACAAUGAGGAAAAGAAAUUUUUAAAAAAGAAGAAGCCUUAUGGUGGAUGAUAUGUAUGUUCAAAUGAAAACCUGCCUGAGCAAGUUGUCAACCAAAAUCCAUCAGACCAACAACAGUCCUGAUGGAGGGUUUUCAUGUCAUUAAGUUGCUUUUUGUGCCGUUUUCACCUCAGAAAGUUCUAUUUAUGUCCCGUCUUUGGUUACAUUUGGAUGUGAAGAUCAAAUUCUGAUCUUAGAUACGGAUGAUGACAAAGAGCUAAACUGACCAGUGAGAGAGGACAUUUGUUUCUUUACCCUCCCCCUGUUUUGGUUUCAUCGCUGUCUCUGAGAUCCAUGUUGUUGGUACAAUCACGGUAGAAAAGCCCCAGUUCUUUCAUCUGUUUUCGGUGUUUUGGUGAGACAGCUAUGGCAGAAGUACAGUUCACGUCCUGUUGAAUGCCAGUGAGUCUGAUAGCUUUCUCAGGCAGCACUUAAAGCAAAGUGACCAGUGGGUCUGCUUUGAAAACCUGAACUAAGACAGAUGGACCAAAUCCUGUAGUUUACUCAAAGGAAAAUUGACCAUAUUGUAACUGGACAGAGUACUUGGAGAACAGAGUAGUAUGGCUCUUUGAGGUACUUGCCAUUUUCAGUAAGUUUCUUUUUUUUUUUUCUCAAACACAGUCUGAAGUACUUCUAGUUCAUGUUUAACGUGGGACUCAUCUCUAAGAGUAAAUGCGAGCAACUGGGACACAGCUGGCGUACUUAAUUUUCUUUUUUAAAAAAAGACUUCAGCGUUUGUUGUACAACUAAACCUACAAAAUGUUCACUGAUUGUCUAUUUGCAAACAGAAGCAGAUAUAAAGUAAAGCAAACUCUAGUGCCAAACACAACUUAGAGUGAUGUUAUGCAUGCUGAUUUAAUAUGGAGAGUCGAGUGUGAGAGCGAGGGGUACGAUUUAUUAAUUCGUUCAUUUUGUAACGGCCGCGUUAAGACUCCUCAAACCUUUCACAUCUUUGGAACAAAGUAAAGAUUAAAAAAAAAAAAAAAGAAGCACAGAACAAGGUUGUUUGUGUGUAAGUAAACCAAGAUUUUUGUUGGUCUCAGUGAAACCGUUUAAAAGGACUCACAUCUAAACCAGUUCUCUCUAGUCUCGCACAAGCCGUCAUGUGUGAAAAUGGUGGGCGUGCUUCAUGAAUCCAGCUCCACUGACCAGACUACAGUUUUUCCAGUAACUGGCGGCUGAGGUCCAAGUUGUUCCUUCACAUUAUCGCCUGGCUAGAAAUGUCUUAGAUGCUCUUUUUAGUCAUAGCGAGGAUUAUAUUUAAGUAUAAAAUAGAAAUGUAUCAUUUAUAUACGGAUUCUAUUGAUAUAUCAGAUAUAUGCUUACAGUCUAAAACUAAAACAGUUUUUUUUUUUCCUCUUUUGUAUUAGAAGGUAUAAUUUUUAUUCCACAGUGUUUGUAAUGCUCUUUUUUGUUUUUAUAUUAUCGUUAUUUAAAGGUAACAUCUGGGAUUAGAAAACCGUGGGAAUUUAUCGGCAUGUUUCUGCAUCUUUAUUUUAACCGUCGUAACGUUGGAUUGGUUGCACGCUGCCACGUCUGCGUCUCCCUCAUUGAAAACGGUCACUCAUUAACCAGAGCUUACAAAACCCGGUGGCUUGUGUAACGCUGGCAGCAACCUGCGGGCGUCCACUUAAAUCUCAUGCAGCAAAACGCCUUCUCGUGGCGGAACAAUAUUUGAAUAUUUUUCACGCAAAUUUCUGUGACCCGUCACCCGUUUUUGUCUAAAAAUGAUCGCACCCAGACCGUAUUUAGCAGUUUGUAAUCCCACUGAGGUUUGUAGCUUUGACUUUCUAACUCACAAACCAACAUGCUGUUGCUCUCAUUUCUUUUUUUCCCCCCCUCUCUCUUCACCAAAUGGGCAAAGUGCAUCUCUGUGUCCUGCAUUACCAGUCGAUAUACUCUCAAUAUUUGCAGAAAUAUUUCACAAAUGAGGAAAAAAAAAAAAAGGUUAUUCUCCCAAACUGUUCUUGACUGUUGCACAGUAUCGGUCUGUUGUAUAUUGUAGUAUUCUUCUCUGUGCUGCUGCUUCUCAUCGCACAUUUCUGAGGGAAAUAAAAAGUAAAACUGUAAAACAUCCAUGAUUUAUCUGGUCAAAAUGUGUCUUUUGAUCGCCUGGUUGUCCACAUUCAGAUUAAUGUCAUUCUGAAGACUGUCACAUGCAAUAUUGGAGUAUAAUUUAAUAAAACUGGAUGUCUGGAAAUAUAUCUGUAUCUUAUCAUUGCAAUAAAAAUAUAGAAAGCACACAA